Sebastes umbrosus (honeycomb rockfish) is the source of this 2936-nucleotide messenger RNA. RefSeq lists its product as uncharacterized. Gene Ontology annotation, cellular component: membrane. The record is from RefSeq and is a predicted model, not a curated record. Lineage: Eukaryota; Metazoa; Chordata; Actinopteri; Perciformes; Sebastidae. The transcript has 8 exons. The coding region runs from base 602 to 1447 and encodes 281 amino acids.
AUUACUGAUACAUUUAUCUUAAAUUUUCCAUUAAAUUGAAAGCAAUUCAAUUAUACAAACUUCAUAUGGACUUGAUGCAAUAUGGAAAUGUGUACUUUUGUACUUCUUACGCAGUUCUAUCCAUGUAUGUCAGUUGACUCACUACAGAUGAACAUACUAACUAGGCUGAAGUCAAAUUAGGUACAGAGCUGUACAAUAAUGAUAUAGAGUUAUUGACAAUUGAGUGGUACCAUGUUAUAUAUCGAUACCCUCUUACAUCAGAAGUUAUCGGCUCUAAACUGAUUACCAGAGGUGGUUAGUGUCUUGCUCAAGGACACUUCGAUACGUGGAUUGGAGGAGCCGGGGAUCGAACCACCGACCUUCCAAUUGUUGGUGCGACCCGCUCUACCUACCUACCUAGACUUCUUAUGAUGUUUAGAUGCUCACACCUCCUCCCUCAGUGUCAUAACAGGACGACAUCCAGCAACCAACAGCAGAGGGAAUAAACCUGACAGCAGGAAUGCAUGCUGCAGGCCAACACACGUCUUCCGCCGUCAGAUAAGAAACCUCCGACAGACUUUCACAGCAGUCAGACAGAACAACAGUGAUCUGCUGAGAGGAGAUGAGAGGAUACCGAGCCAUCAAGUACACUUUAUUCAUCUGCUGCUACGUCUUCUGGGUUGUGAGCGCCGUCCUCACAGCGGUCGGGAUCUACGCCAAGAUCGCAAAGGAGAAAGAUGUGGUUGACACCCUAACAUUAGAUCCAGCUCUGCUGUUGAUCGUUGUCGGCUCGGUGAUGUUUCUCAUCACGUUCCUCGGAUGUUUCGGGGCUCUGCGCAACACCACCUGCCUGAUGAAGACGUUUCUGGGGAUCCUGGUGGCCGUCCUCCUCUUACAGAUCACUGCUGGAGUCGUGGCAUUCCUCUUCACUGACACGGUGAUGGAGAGGACGGAGAGGCUGAUGAUGAAGGCCAUCGUCCUCUACAGGGAGGACCGGGACCUGGAGAACGCCAUCGACUUCAUCCAGAAGAAGUUCCAGUGCUGUGGAGUUGAGAGCUAUAAGGACUGGUCCCAUAAUGUCUACUUUGAGUGUUUGGAUACAAACCCCAGUCUGGAGGCCUGUGGAGUUCCCUUCUCCUGCUGCAUUCGCCUACAGAACCAGACUGUGCUGAACACCAUGUGUGGUUAUGGGAUGCAGCAGCUGGAGGAGCUUUCGGCCGGUCAGGACGUCUUCACCAUCGGCUGCCUGGAGAAGAUUGUCUGGUGGGCUAAAAACAACCUGCUGCUUGUGGGGGGUCUGACUGCCGGCCUGCUGCUGCUUGAGGUCUGCAUGAUCUGUCUGGCUGCUGCUCAAAUCUCCUGGAUAAAGAAAAUCCAACGACUAAAAAAUGAAAAUGCACCAAGAAGCAGUUCGGAAAGAAAAGACAGCUACUGGUAUCCUGCGUUUGCAGACUUCGAUGACGAAUAAAAUCAGCUUCGGUAAGAUCUGAUGAUGAUUGUGGAGACGGAUCCCAAAAAUCUCAGACGGAGUUCUCUAAUAAGGGACGUUUAUUCAUUGUGGGUCAGAUAAAGAAACAGCUGAAUGUUGAUGAAACGGAGCAAGACACGCUCUGCUCACUGUGAAUUUAAAGUUUGAUAUUUUAGCAAUGUGCCUGAGGCUCUCAAAGUGGGUGAACAGGUUCAAUGUCUUGCUCCGGGACGCCUCAGCAUGUCUCAGAGGCAUUGAUGGUUGAACUUCUACCUCAUGUAAAACCAUAUUAUGUGAAAAGAUAUAUUUUUAUAUUAUAAAAAGCUAUUACUUGUAGAUUAAUUCAAAUUGAGCAACAUUUGCAGUGUUUUCCUAGUACAAUAAAUGUUAUGCACUGUGUAUAUUGUAUACUGCAUGUGUACAUUAAUCCUGGUGAGAACAGAGCUUCAUAUAGUUAUUCCCCUAACUCUCUUACUGGGAUUUUUCCAUAUUGAGAUAAGUUCGAAACUUUUGGACCCAGUCCAAAAUGGACCAGUGGAAAAUGUACCCAAUCCCAACACACUUAUGUUUUUUGAAUUGUGGCUUUCUGUGUAUUCUGUAAUGUAAGUCUAAAAAAAAGUUUAGAUUAAAGCUAGGGUUGGUAACCUUCUUCAAAAACGUUUUUGUUAUAUUUGUUGAAAUUCUUAUUAAAUCCUGACAGCAAUCAAUAAAUCAAAUGCUCUGACAAACAUAUGCUAUCCGCGGCUGUCGCAUGGUUGUAAUAAGUCCAUUCAAUCCAAUUAUUUAAUUUUGGCCGAAUGACAUGAUUGGAUGGGCAACCUGCCGGUCUACCCAGCUGCCCGUGCACUCCUUGCACGUCACCGGAGUCUUCCACAAGCUGCUAGCUUGACAGUUGUGAGCACUAACAACAGCCAUGUUAGUUGUUUACGUUCAUGAUGAUCAUUUUGGGGGAGUGUCUUUGGAGGGAGGCCUGAAGGGACGGACUGUCAGUGUUGCUGACUUGGCAACUUUCUCACUAGAUUUAACUACUUUUGGAGCUAGUGCUGCUAGCUGCUUUCAUUGGAAAAGGUUGACAACACUGGGCUGGGUUUUUCAGUUCAAUCAUUUUUAAAAUCUAGUGUACUCUUGCUAGUUUCUCAAGAAUACCAACCCCAACUUUAAAGGAGUAUUUCAAUUAUUAAAGUAUAGCACUUUCAUAAAGCUGGCAGACUCACGAGAGACAGAUUAAAAAUGUCUAACUUACAAAAAACAAAGUGUAAAAAUGACAAUCUGUCAUUUACAGGGGUUAUGCGCUGCAUUAUUAAUUGGUUGUGACCAGUAACUUCCUGGCAUAUGCUCUGGCACACAACCCCCCAUAAAACAAUGAAUUGUCAUUUUUAUCCAUUGGUUUUUGUACGAAUCAAACAUAUUAUAUGACAUGUUAGUCCGUGAGUUUUAGAGGUGCUGGUUGCUGGAUUGACCGUUGGACAGAGUCAGGCUAGCUGUUUCU